GCGAGCAUGCCGUCGCUAGCGCAGUCACCGCCACCGCCGCCGUCGUCCUCCUCGUCGUCGCCGUCGUUCUCGUAGUCGUAAAGCCGGUUUAAAGCGAGACCGCGGACCGAGCAGCUCGAGCUUCUCACGCUCCUCUCAGAGACACGUUUGUCCCUCGCUCGCUCGCUCGCUCGCUGCCUGGCGUUCAGUGUGUCGCGCGCCGUCGUCACGAAAGCGCACCUUUGCCGCUUCGCUUUUGCGCCUCGAUCGCAUCGUAUCCGCACCGCGGCGAGCGCGGAGCAAGGCAGCAACAGCAACUCGGGGUAAUUUUUCAUUUCGGAGCAGAGCAGCCGCCUCCGUUCGUUUCGGAGCAGCCUGUCUCGCGCGAGAGACGAGACUCGCGCUAGUUCGUUCGCGCGGCGGCGCACUCUCUCGGUCCCUUUCUCCCUUCUUUCUCGAAUCUCUAGUCAACCCCGAACCCCUCCCUUCUCCUCCCCGCCUCCUCCCCGGCUAUCUACUUCUUUUCCGUCCGCCGGUUCUCCCUUUGCCACCCGCGCCUUUGUCCGCCUCUCCCCCUCCGUCCUUUUCCGCCCUUCGUCGUCGUCGUCGUGAGCGCUCUCUCGCCGCUUCUUUAUCGAGGAACGCUCCUGUAAGUUUCACGUGAGGCUCUCCUCAAAGCGGAAUAGAGAGAAGGAGAGAGACAGAGACGGAGAGAAAGAGGGACCCUCAUCGUCAUCAUUGAAGCAGCUAUGGCGCGCGAGGAAGAACGGUGGUGCUUCUUCUUCAACGGCGCGAACGGACGGCAAAGACCGAUGCGGAUUCCGCUGUUGCUGGCCGUCCUGUGCGCGCUUUUGCUUGGAUCCUUGUCGGUGGUCGCCGAACACGAUGAUUCUUAUUAUAAUUACGCUGGAUGGCAGAGCAAGCAUUAUUUAUCAUCGUUCGAUGAUAGAUCUUUGGAAAUGAGAUUAAUCGGCGACGAGAAUGCAGAGAGGAUGCGCCGGGAGGUAGUGGUGAACGAGCCGAAAGAUGAGUCGGUCAAGGAUCAACCGUCGCAGCCACAACAGCAGCAACAGGCACCGCAGCUGAUGAAUAUGACCAACACACGACCGACAACACAUGACGUAAAGUAUCUCUCGGCUUACUCGACCAGCGAAGCCACGGUCCAAUUCAGGACCACUGAGAUCACUUCCACAUCCAAUCAAACCAUUCAAGUUCAAUCCUUCAAGGACGCCGAGGGCGUCAAGAGUUCCCUCAACACCACCAACCCCAAGAAGAAAGUGACGCAAUCGGUGAAAGCCGAUGAUACGGCGACGCUGAACGACAGGAAUCACACGUUAUCACGCAACAUUACCAAGGAGCUGCCGUCAGUGGACAGUAGCAACAAGAGCAACAACCAAACGAAGGAGACGGAAUUGUCAAAGGACGCGAACACGGCGACGAGCGGCGCCGAGGACGUUGAGAAGCCCGAUGACAUCGGUGACAUCUCCAUCAGCAAAUUCUCCGACGUGACCAACAUCACGCUCACGCAAAACAACAUCACUAAGACGGUCAAUGACACGCAUCAGUAUUACAAUAGCACCUUCAUCGUCGAUCCCGAGAUCUGCAAAAAAUACUGGGUCGACAUGGACAAUCAUCCGGAUCUUAGAGUCAAUCAUUUGCUCAGCCAGAGCCAUCGACGCGCCGCGACUGUCAAGCUGAGGUUCGAUUUCCCUUUCUACGGGUACAACGUGCGCAACAUUACCAUCGCCACCGGCGGUUUUCUGUACACCGGCGACUACGUGCAUAGCUGGCUAGCAGCCACCCAGUAUAUCGCACCGCUCAUGGCGAAUUUCGAUACCCGUCUGUCGAACGAGAGCUGCGUCAAGUACGCUGACAACGGCACGGCGUUUACGGUCGAAUGGGAGAAGGUGAUACUGCAGGACCACCCAAAGGCCGGCCCGUUUACUUUCCAGGUGACCUUGCAUCAGAACGGCGACAUCGUGUUCGUCUACUCGGUGAUACCGCUGGUGAUCGGAAACAUCGAGGACACGCUGCAUCCUGUCAAGGUCGGCCUCAGCGAUGCCUACAUCAUGGACCGGACCGUGUUCUUUGUGCGCCGGAAGACCAUUUACGAGUAUCACCGCGUCAACUUCAACCGGCAGGACAUAAUAAGCUGCACAGUAAUCUACCUGAAAGCUUUGCCCACGUGUCUCAACUUCGAUAACUGCUGGGACUGCCUGACGAAGGUGCCCGAUUUUGAUUGCAAGUGGUGCCCGGAGCUGAAAAAAUGUAGCACCGGCACGUCCCGACAACGGCAGGAAUGGUUGCUCAAGGGCUGCGACGUGCGUAAUAUCAAGGAGGCGAAUAGCUGCCCGGCGCAAAUCACGACCUACAGGGGCGACGAAUACGAUCACGAUGGCCACGUGCAUCCCGAGAAGCCGAUCACCGCCAACGAGAUAAGCGCCAAGCAGGAGAGACCCGGUACCAGUCCCUUAGAGAGCAACACUCCGAAUAAUAUGAAUAUGGGCGUCUCGGGAAUAAUCGGCAUUCUUACCGUGGUCGCUUUAGUGGCGGGUCUCGCAGGUUGGGGUGCGUAUGCCUAUCGCAACCCCCAUAGCACAUCGGGACAGAUGCUAAUUAGGUAUCGUCCAAGCCAAUGGAGCUGGCGAAGAGGAGAAGCCCGUUACACGGCCGCGACCAUUCAUAUGUGAGGUGUCGACGGAGAUCAAGUCACAGUCAAUUGCGAAACUGUCGGACCAAACUUCCUAUUAACUGUAUAGCGUAUCGAGUCUGCGCAAUAAAUAUAAAACGUCUACUUGCGAUGACGUGCUAAGUUUUUGUCAGAUUUUGCAUUGAAUCGCAUAAAUACGGAUAAUCAUUUCCAUUUCAUUUACGACGUUGCGACACGUCGACGCGAAAUCGAUUCGAGCUAAUAAGAGAAUAUUAGAGUCUAUUAUCCUCUCUUCUCUGGAAAUAUUUGACUUAUAUAAGAAUCGUGAUAUAUUUUUUACUUAUUUUAUAAAUAUAUGAAAAUAUACGGUGAUCGAGAAUAAUUAAAAAUAAUUAAGGAAAAUUUAUUAUUAAUUAUUAAAUAAUUAUUAAUUAUUAAUUAUUAAUUAUUAAUAAUCAUCAUUAUUAAUAUAAUAAUAAUUAAAAUUAUUAAUAAUUAAUUUAUUAUUAAUAAUUAAAUUAUAUUAAUUAUUAUUAAUAUUAAAUUAAAAGUUAUUUCGCCGAAAAAAUCUGAUAUUUACGAAAUAUUUACCUACUUAGACGAAUUUGCAAAACUUCGAACGAUUCAAGGUGAUACAAAUUCACGCGAAUUGAUACCCGAGAGAUCGCCCCACGAUCGUAUCAAAUGGAAAGUGAUAGAUGUUUUCAGAAUAUAUUUUGAAAAUUCUUUCUUAAAAAUAUUAUAUACGAUGACCCAAGCUGCAGAGAUAUGGGCCGAUGUCUAGAAAAAACCGCUUGCGACGGUUUCUCACAAUGUUAUACGAAAAUGAUCGAGGCACGGACGAGAUCAGCUUGCUCGUCGAGCAUUUAUAUAAUUCUUAGCAGCACGUGGUACACUUUGUUAUUGUUUAAGAAUUCGUUUUUCUUUUUUAUCGUUAGACAAAUGGCAAUAAUUAUUUUAUAUACGUAACGUUCGCACGACGAAGAAAGCAACGUAUAAAAAAAAAAAAAAAAAGAAACAAAAAGGGAAACAAAUUUUUUUUCAAAGAUUUCGAACGUUCCGAUCUGGCGUGCUGAAACUACAGUUUAGUGAGCUCCUCGAGCAGUUGAUAAAGAAAAAAAAAAAGAAAUAUAUUAUUUAGAAUUUAAAUUGAUCGUAAAUUCGUCCAUAAAAUUAUUUGCAUCAUUAUCGCUGUACAUUCCAAAGUUUUAUAAAUUCAAAUUUAUAUUUAUAAUUUAUAUUUAUAAUUUCGAAAGCGAACUGCGGAGUCAUGUACUAACUGUAAUUUCAUCGUCGCAAUUUAUAUUACAUACAUAAUCAUACAUAUAAUAUAUACAUAUAUAAAUAAUUAUAUAUUACACAUAUAAUUCUUUAUAUAUGUAAAGAUAUAUUUUAUGAAGAGAUGAUUUUUUGAAAGAGAUCACACACGAGUGCACUUUAUAAUACGCGUGAAAUGGUAAAGAAAAUUAAAAGAUAAAGAAACUGAAUAGCACACGAGAUAUAAAGAUUUUAUAUAGCAUCUAAAAUAUAUUAUUAUAGAUCGUGAGUGUAUAUAGUAGUUCUACGAGACAAUAUAAUUUUUAUCUAAUUUUAAGUGUAUAAUUCACACUGUCAAAAGGUGCCUUCUUCGAAAAAAUUUUCGUUCGAUAUAUCAUGUAUAAUAAUAAAUAAAUAACGAAGAGAGAAUCUGAAAAGGGAAAAUCUCAUUGUAAAUCGCGACAAGAGAAACAUUGUCGAUCAUGCAUUCCCAAAAGAUUCGUCUCGAUUCUGUUUGUGAAAUUCGAGGGAAACGCAAUUGUAAAAAGUUCGUGUUCCGUUAAUUAAAUAAAAUAAUCGAUCUGCAUCGACUUAUUGUCACAGGUUGAGGUUUGCGAUCAAUGCGUUUCAUCGUGACGAUGGACGGACGACGAACUGGAGUGAAUUAUUUUGAACAGCUUUUCUUACAUUACUGUGUACGAUUUAACUCAUAGUUUGUGAUAAUAAAUAUUAUAAUUAUUAUAGUA
Molecule: messenger RNA, 4632 nt
Organism: Cataglyphis hispanica
Lineage: Eukaryota; Metazoa; Arthropoda; Insecta; Hymenoptera; Formicidae
Product: plexin domain-containing protein 2
Exons: 8
Coding region: 729-2669 (646 amino acids)
Source: RefSeq, a predicted model, not a curated record